CAGCGCUUGCCGUUUGUUAUGUCCCGAUUGUUGCAUGACAACGCGCCUGGCGAGAUGAUCGAUAAAGCCACGCGCGUGCACACAAUAAAAUGAUCCUGUCGAGAGCGAAGCCGGCCUCGUCGGAAGGUGUCCGGAAGUCGGCGUUGCGCAAGGAAAUACCGAAGCUAGAGGAAUUCCUGGAGAAACGCGACUACACCGGAGCCUUGACGUUGCUGGAAUUCAACAGCAGCAGCGCCGGCAGCAGCCUCGAGUCGGACCUGUGGAUGGGAUACUGCGCGUUUCACCUGGGCGAUUACAAACGCGCGGUUACCGUCUACGAGAACCUGAGGAAGAAGGAGUACGUGCCGCCGGAUGUGCCGACGAACCUGGCAUGUUGCUACUUUUUCCUCGGCAUGUAUCCCGAGUCGCAGAAGAUCCUGGAGGAUGCGGCAGAUAGCAAGCUGAGGACCAGAUUAUUGUUCCACUUGGCCCACAAGAUGGGCAACGAGCCCAAGCUGGUGGAGUACCAUCAAAUGCUGCAGGAUGUCAUAGAGGAUCAGCUCAGCCUAGCGUCUAUUCACUACCUCAGAGCUCAUUACCAGGACGCCAUCGACGUAUACAAGAGGAUCUUGCUGGACAACAGGGAUUAUCUAGCGCUGAACGUAUACGUGGCUCUGUGCUACUACAAGCUGGAUUACUACGACGUGGCUCAGGAGGUGCUUCAGGUUUAUUUGCAGAAGUAUCCGGACAGCGCGAUCGCGAUCAAUCUGAAGGCGUGCAAUCAUUUCCGGCUGUACGACGGGAACGCCGCUCAGUCCGAGAUGAAGCAGCUCAUCGAGAAGAUAUCGAGUUCCUUCAGCUUCGGCCACGAUCUCAUACGCCACAACACGGUCGUGUUCAAAGGUGGCGAGAACGCCCUGCAGAUUCUGCCGAACCUGGUGGACGUCAUACCGGAAGCCAGGCUCAAUCUCGUGAUAUACUACUUGAAGCAAGACGACGUAAAGGCGGCCUACGACCUGAUCAAGGACCUGGAACCCGCGGUGCCGCAGGAAUACAUCUUGAAGGGCAUCGUGAACGCCGUCAUGGGUCAAGAGACCAAUUCUCGCGACAGUAUGAAAAUAGCGCAACAAUAUUUCCAACUGGUGGGCUCCUCGGCAUCGGAGUGCGACACCAUACCCGGUAGACAGUGCAUGGCUUCCUGCUUCUUCCUCUACCGGCAAUUCGAGGAGGUUUUGGUGUACCUUAGCUCGAUCAAGACGUACUUCUCCAACCAAGACAACUUCAACUUUAACUACGCCCAAGCGCAAACCGCGGCUGGCUACUUCAAGGAGGCCGAGGAGGCCUUCCUGAUGAUACGUAACGAAAAGUACAAGAACGAUUACAUCUACAUAAGUCUGCUGUCCUACUGCUACAUAAUGAAUAAGAAGGCCGAGCUAGCCUGGGAAUUGUAUCUAAAGAUGGACACAUCGACGGAAUCUUUCAACCUACUCCAGCUGAUCGCCAACGCCUGUUACAAGGUCGGCGAGUUCUGGUACGCCGCCAAAGCCUUCGAUAUGCUGGAGCGUAUGGAUCCGAGUCCCGAACACUGGGAGGGGAAACGAGGUGCCAGCUGUGGCACUUUUCAGUACAUAAUAGCAGAAAAGCAGCCAAAAGAACUACUGUCAGACGUGAUACAACUUCUGAAGAACACCUCGAAUUCCCAAGUGGAGCAGAUAAUACGCGUGAUGCGGAAAUGGGGGAAGGAUAACCGAGUGAAUGUAUAAUGUGUGAAUAUCGGUCGAGUAUCAUCAUUGCCGAUUCCAUUCGUGGAUUCCGCCUUGCUGCAAUUAUUUUGCUGAAAUAUCUACAAUAUAUAAUAUUGUACAUAAUGCAUGCACGCGAGUAUGUAACAGUCGUGAUAGUUGAACGAUUGGGUAAUGAGGAGUUAUAAGCUCUUUGUUUUCACAUUGAACAACAGCGAAUUCUCGACGCGUCUUACAGAGGUGAUUCGACGAAAGGUCGAGAAUCCAUAAUACGAAUUAAUAACGCCUCAUAUUUUUAUCGAUUUAAUAUAAAAUAGAUAUAUAUUUAAACUGUGGUACACUCAUUUUUUUAUAAUAAUAUAAUAUCAAUAAUAUUGUAAUAGAGUAAUAAUAAUAAUUAAUUAAUUAAUUUUAACAAACACAAUCGGUGAAUUGCAAAAACCGCCAUUAUAUCCCAAUGGCGUGCUAUCCUUACAAUUGCGUCCACGAUCGAUCCUCAAGACGCGGAUUAUUAUUUUCGGAUAUCUUUACGAUGAUUCUUAACGCGCGCGCGUUACAAGAUAACCUGCGCUUUACAACGGUUUAUCACAAAUAUUCCCGAUGGAAUGGCUGUUAGAUUCAGCGUGAAAAGAACAAAACAGAAGGGAGACGGGAAGAGGUGGGAAAGGGGAGAAGGACAUCGCUCAUCUUGAGCAUCGGCGUCCCGGGAAAUUGAGCAGGCAAGAGUAAACACUAAAAAGAACGUUCAACCAACCAAUAUAACAAUGUAGUGAUAAGUGAAAGUACAAUUUCCUCCUCGCCGAAUUCCAACAGAGAAUCGAACUGGAAAGGCAGAUCUAACGAAGUCAUUAAUCAUUAUUACUCGUCAAUUAUGAACACGUGUUAGCGCUUAGUCGGAAAUAAAUAUCGUUAGGAAAUAAUCGUCGGAAAUAAUUAUCGUCGAAUGAGCGCCCUCAGGGGCGACAGAAUGAUCGCGGGGUGAAAUUUGUCAAGUCGAGUGACGUAGCGCUUAUUAAUAAACACGGAACGCGGGCGAGAGAAAAUAGUGUAUUACAAAUGCGAGCGGCUCUCUCUCGUCGACGUCCUCCCGUUCAGUUCGAUUCUCCGAAGCUUCACCUCGCGCCUCUCCUUCGGCCGAGGAGCGCUUCUCUCGGACCGCGGCAGCUCUCCGUCCAGCCGGCGUGUGUCGCGGAUAAGCGCACGCGAGUCGUCGCUACGCACCGUCGUCGUUACGUGUUAUAAAAAUAGCACCGGAGAGUUUUUCUUUCGUCUUUCCUGCCUCCGUCUGUCAGUGAUUUUGCCGGCGGAAUUUCUCGUAGCGCACGACCUGCUACGGAUGCUCCACGUGCGCGCUUAUCGAUCACCCAGUGAACAUACAGUUCCGAAGGAAGUCGUAAAGACGUCCAAAAGAUGUCAUCAAUUCUUUAGAACGUCUCUUUUCGCUGUCUGGCAAACGAUACUCGUUCUCCGAAACACGCCUUCUAGAUACGAGACGAGAGCUCCCGCAGGUCCACCAUUCGAUUAUUACAUACCGUUAACCAGGUUAAAAUAAAAAAAAAAA
Molecule: messenger RNA, 3282 nt
Organism: Dinoponera quadriceps
Lineage: Eukaryota; Metazoa; Arthropoda; Insecta; Hymenoptera; Formicidae
Gene: Ttc26
Product: intraflagellar transport protein 56
Exons: 7
Coding region: 90-1742 (550 amino acids)
Biological process (GO): intraciliary anterograde transport; intraciliary transport involved in cilium assembly
Cellular component (GO): ciliary basal body; ciliary base; intraciliary transport particle B
Molecular function (GO): intraciliary transport particle B binding; protein binding
Source: RefSeq, a predicted model, not a curated record